GCGACGUCAGGCGUUGUGUCUCAGACUGUCUGCAUUUAAAAUGCCCGAAGAGAAGAAAGUGGUUUCGAAGAAGGGCGCUAAAAAAGCACUCAAUAAGGCGCCUGCCAAGGGCACCAAGAAGCGGAGGAAGUUGAGGAAGGAGAGUUACUCGAUUUACAUCUACAAAGUGAUGAAGCAGGUCCACCCCGACACCGGCAUCUCCUCCAAGGCCAUGAGCAUCAUGAACUCGUUUGUGAACGAUAUUUUCGAGCGCAUCGCCGGCGAGGCUUCGCGUCUGGCCCAUUACAACAAGAGGCUGACCAUUAGUUCCCGGGAGAUCCAGACCGCCGUGCGCCUGCUGCUGCCUGGGGAACUGGCCAAGCACGCCGUGUCGGAGGGGACAAAGGCGGUGACCAAGUACACCAGCUCCAAGUAAACCUCUACAACGUACUACAAAAAAAAGACCUUUCUCAAACAAAGGCUCUUCUAAGAGCCACCCACGUCUCUGAAACAGCUAUGCCAGCGUUGCUGUACGUAUACGUUUUGUAUCAAAUUAAGGUUCUUGCUGAAACAAAUCAGCUCUCAAAUGAUUCCCGUUUCGCCCUCUUGGACGCCACUUUUCCGAAAAGGUGGUUUUAUUGAUCUGUAGUAUUGUCGUGUUGCUAUUAGUACCCAAUAAAGCAGACCUUGUCUCUAA
This is a messenger RNA of Mobula hypostoma (lesser devil ray), 676 nucleotides long. Its product is annotated as histone H2B 1/2-like. NCBI's taxonomy places the organism in Eukaryota, Metazoa, Chordata, Chondrichthyes, Myliobatiformes, Myliobatidae. Gene Ontology annotation, molecular function: protein heterodimerization activity; structural constituent of chromatin; DNA binding. Bases 41 to 415 code for a protein of 124 amino acids. The transcript has a single exon. Gene Ontology annotation, cellular component: nucleosome. The record is from RefSeq and is a predicted model, not a curated record.